Molecule: messenger RNA, 935 nt
Organism: Monodelphis domestica (gray short-tailed opossum)
Lineage: Eukaryota; Metazoa; Chordata; Mammalia; Didelphimorphia; Didelphidae
Gene: CIMIP2C
Product: ciliary microtubule inner protein 2C
Source: RefSeq, a predicted model, not a curated record
GGAGCGCUGUUUACUUAAUCGCUUAGGUUGUUGGCGCUGGAGAGCUAGGGAGGGACCAACUCUUCCUCUGGUUUUAGACUAAGCAAGAGCCUGGGGCACCAGCCGCCUGCUCUUCUCCUCGUCUCUCCUGUCCUUAGCAGCUCUCUGCGUGCCCGCCCUUCCCACCUACGACUUUCCUUGGUCUUCGCCUCGAGGCCAUGGCUUCGCGCGCCGCGGGCACCCUGCUUACUGGCAACAAUGCCUGCUACGUGCCUCCUAGCCUCAUGCCUGGGUAUCAGGGUCAUAUUCCAAAUGUGUCCUUCUCCUUCGGGGAUACUUAUGGCAAUACUACCUUGAAAUACUUCCAAGAUAACCGAAAUGCAGCCAUGGAUACCAGCUAUAGUCCCUACAGCAAAGGGGGCCAGUUCCCAACACUUUACUCUCGGAAUCCCAACCUUGCGCUUGGUUACCGUGCCCAUGCCUGGGACCGCUGGCUGCACACACCCACCUACACACGCUUUAACCUUGACUGCCACAGAUCUGAAGAGCUGAGAAAAUUCUAUCAGCUGGUACAGAUGCACCGAGAAUAUUACCAAGACAAGACAGGCACCGUGAACCGGGUCCCCUACUUUGUGCUGCCUAUGGAGGAGAAGGAUCAUUACCCUCUGCCUACUGACCAGAGCAGCACUCAGAAACCGGCAAUGGUGCAGAGUUUAAACUAUCCUCCAAGGCCAUAAAGAGACCACCGCUGAAAACAAUGUGGCACCUGGUUACAACGACCCCCGAGGACCCAAAGGCAUGCCAAUUAUUUCCCCCUAGCAAAAAGGUCCCCCCACAGCUAAAGGGGAAAGAUCGUUACUUUGAAUCCAGAGCUUGAAUCCAGAUAAUUGAAGUCUGUAGAAUCUUGGUGCCAGGGGAGAGGAAAGUCUGGUUCAUAAUAAAAUGCUAAAUUUUAA